AUCAUUACAGUACGUGUCGGCGCGUUGUCGCACCAGAAGUGUCUCUAUCUUGUGCCUGAUCGAUUUGCUCGAAGAUAUAUACACAUAUUUUUGAGCAAAUUUGUAGAUUGGAUUGGAUUACCCGGGCUUCCAAGCAACGAGGGUAUCCACAAAACGAAUGAAGAUCUAUGCAGGAUGGUACGCCGCUUGCGCUAUACUCUGCGUUUAUGCGCAUCCGGCAAGAGACCGAGCUAACGAGAUGUACAUUACCAGCUCGAGAUCGUACGAUCCGAAAUCAACAGCUGACAGCUAUGACUUUGAGGAACAGUUAUCUGCGACUAAAUUAUUUGAGAUCCUUGAAGACAGUCAGGAGUUCGAAGAGCAGAAAUCAUCGUCGACGAUGAGAGCAAUCGUUACGAGGGCUCAUCCAGUCUUAUUACCCUUGAUCAUAGAACCUGAGGCGGAAAUGUUGCCGGCCGGUUAUAAAGGCGUGAAGCCACCCGGAGUUACUCACAUGGAGCUUGCGAAACCUCAAACUGACCCGUCUGGUCGCAAGAGUGCGACGUUACGAGCUUCGACAACGGACGACGAUAGUUCUGGUAAAUCUGGCGAAUAUGAUCAAGAUGACGAUGCGCAUUACGCUGCGUCGAAGCAUGAGACACAGGUCGCAAGAGAUGAUCGCGGUACUAGCAAUCUCUUUAUCUUCGAGGUAGGUUCGAAGGGCGACAGGAGAAAGGAGAAUGAGAAGGCUGAGUAUACUGAAGUCUCUGGUGCGAGUAAAAGCCGUUCCGUAAACGAGGAUCGCGCAAAGAAUCAUAAAGAAGAAGUCAUGAAAAAGAAGGGAACUAUUACCUACAAAACUGGAGAUGAUAGCAAGAAGACCCAUAACACCGCCGGAUACCAUAACAUUUAUCACAAAGAUGAACUCAAAAAGGAUGCUGAUUUCUAUAAUAAUGGACGUCAAGGUGGACGUUUUGAAAAUCAUAGUCGAUACGGUGAAAAAUAUGCCAUUGCUGAAGGCACGUAUGCAAAAGGCAAGAACAACGAUUCCAGAUUUGUCGAGAAGGAAGCCAACCAACAAAAGAAGAGAGAAGAAUUCGAGAAGAUGAGAGAACCGAGAAGCCCAAGGUCACGCUACGAUGGAUUCCUCUUAGGAACUUGAACGGAUUCAUAAAGACGAGCUUAACGAAGGGUUGAAAGUUAGCUUUCAGCAACGACGACCCAAGUAUUAACAUGUAUGACGCUUGCGUGAGUCGCCAUACAAUUGUACAGUAACCGUUAAUUAAUUAAUUGAAAGAUAAAUACAAAAAUGUUAUAACAAAUGUACAUUUAUUCAUAUAUUUGCGCGUACAUUUAUUAUAUUCCACUUUGUGUUUCGUGUAUGCACGCACGUUGCGCGUUUAAUAAAAUAUAGAAUUAUGUAAGCGUAAGUCCUCUUUUGCCUCUUUUGUUGUAU
Molecule: messenger RNA, 1435 nt
Organism: Pogonomyrmex barbatus (red harvester ant)
Lineage: Eukaryota; Metazoa; Arthropoda; Insecta; Hymenoptera; Formicidae
Source: RefSeq, a predicted model, not a curated record